This is a messenger RNA of Magnusiomyces paraingens, 3081 nucleotides long. RefSeq lists its product as uncharacterized. Gene Ontology annotation, cellular component: endoplasmic reticulum. The transcript has a single exon. The record is from RefSeq and is a predicted model, not a curated record. Gene Ontology annotation, molecular function: protein-folding chaperone binding; misfolded protein binding. The coding region runs from base 1 to 3081 and encodes 1026 amino acids. NCBI's taxonomy places the organism in Eukaryota, Fungi, Ascomycota, Dipodascomycetes, Dipodascales, Dipodascaceae.
AUGCCUCCUGCUCAAAACUCGUCUACAAAUUACUACUCUGUCCUCGGAGUUUCUCCUAGCGCAUCCUCCGAUGAAAUCAAAAAAGCAUACCGCAAACUGGCACUUAAAUACCAUCCUGAUAAAAACAAAAAUGACCCUUCAGCUGCUGACAAGUUUAAGGAAAUUCAAAGUGCUUCAGAUAAUCUCAUGGAUUCGACGCUAAGGCGGAAACACGAUGAAACACUAUCACGACCUACUGGAUCAUCUACAGGAUCAUCUACUGUCCCACCAAUGUACCAACACCGUCCAGCAGGUCCAUACCCACACCAGCAACAACAAAAUGCUCCUCGACAUUCAACUUUCCAUCCUAAUCCUCAGUUUAAAAGUCAUAACUCUAAUGCAUACCAGUCUCAACAACAACAAACCUCUUCUCGACCAUCCCAGUUCCAAUCAAAUCCCCAAUUUAGAGGUCACAACUUUGCAUAUUACGAAUCUUCUCCAGGUGGAACAAGAAGCACAUUCACUUCUAAAUUUUCUAGCCACUUCCCGUUUGGUGAUUCUGCAGAGUCAAUCUUUCAAAAUAUGAGGUUUGCAGAUCCAUUUAACAUGUUCCCAUCAACAGGAUUUGCUGGUACUACCCAUCCAAACUUUGGGGUGGGUAAAGGACAAACUAGGUGGCAAUCAUAUGGAACCUCUAGACCUAGGCAACAACAGCAGCAGCAGCCUCAACAACAACAACAGCAACAGCCUCAACAGCAACAGCAACAGCAACAGCAACAGCAACAGCAACAGCAACAGCAACAACAGCAACAGCAGCAGCAGCAACAACCACAACAGCAGCAGCAGCAACAACAACCUUAUGAACCAACUACGUCAAACGAAAGGACUCAACCAUAUCCAGAGAAAACAACAAAUUUUACCAGUACACGUUCAAAAAACGAGUCAAAAACAACGUACUCAUAUGUUUCACAAAGUGUUCCAUCUUUUCGCAAAGCAUCAGAAUUUGUAAAUACUGCGUCAAGUAGUUCUAAAUUCAACAGUACAUUUACAUCUGCUACCCCUUAUACCCAAUCAUCAACUUCAUCACCAAAUAUUCAGAUACCUAUUCCAAAAAAAUCUUCAAAACUUCACACAAAAGCAUCUUCAGCUUCUUUAAAUUCAGAAGAUGAAGAAGAUGAAGUGGUAAUCACAAAACAGCAGAUUCACAUUUCAGACGAUGAAACAGAUGACGGACCCCUUUCCGAAAAUGAAGCUGAAACUCAAGGACAACAUGGUUUUGAUGAAUAUGAAGAUGAUUAUUUCAGCGAAGAAUCAACCUCCCCCUAUCCUGUUCAAUUUGAUUGGGGAGAUGAAGAAGAUGAUGAUUAUCUUUACGAACAGGAUUGUCGUGAAAAUUAUGAAUUUGAAGAUGACGAUAAUGUUCAUGAUAUUUACCAUUCUGAUUCUGCCACUUAUGCCAAGGAACCCCCUAAAAAGACUCAUAAACAACGUGCCGAAGAAAUCAUUGAUCUUACAAAUGAGGACUCAGAUGCUGCUCAACGAUCUCGACGCACUUCUGCUCAAGAGCCUCAAGAAAACUGUUCAACGUCAAAACCUUCAGCCACAAGAACCCGAGCAGAUUUUGAAGAGUCUUAUCAAGAUAACCAAUUUAAAUCUUAUUCUCAUCAGGAAAAGCGAACCAGGGUUGGAGAAGAGCCAGGAGAAUUCAACCAGCCUAAUCUUUCUGAACAAAAUCAGCAAGCGCCCCCUUUAAAAAGGAAUCGAAGUGUAAGCAAGGAGGAAGAUAUUAAUGCUAGAUUUAACAACAUUCGAAUGAAGGCUAGCAAUGGAGCAGCAGCAACAGCAGCAGCAAUGGCGACAGCAAUGGCAGCAGCAGCAGCAGCAGGCAGGCGAGAAGAAAAAGAAAAUAGGUCAGGUUCUCCUGUUGUCAAUCAAGAAAACAUAGCUUCUACUUUCAAAAAAGUUCGACUUGACCCCCCUAAUAGAGAACAAGAUAGAAACUCUAUGUCUCCCGAAAAUCCAUCGGCAUAUAAUGCUGCUCGAACUGCUGCAGCGGUGGCAGCCUCUCGAGACAAUAUGAGAGCAUCCAAUAGAGUUGGAAACAAAAGAGCGACUGAAGACAAAAGGUUUAAAGCUUUUGGUGAAGAAACCAAUGGCACUUCUUCAUCCAGAAACACAUCUCCCAGCAAGGGUGCUAAGCGAGCUCGGACUGCUGAUAAUAAUGGGAGCGAUAUCAAGUGGUAUCCUGAUAUUAACAAUGUCCCUCCAUUCACUGAGACUUUGGGAAAUUUUGAGAUGGAUCAAAUAUCCAAAACAAUGGAAAGUGAAUUUCCUACUGAAAUUUCUAAAGAACAGCAGGCUGAAAACAAAAGAAAUGCUUCAAAAAUGAUUGAAUUGCAAAAAAACUAUAUCUAUGGGGAACCAGCCACUCAAAGGCAGCUCAUGGGGUUUACUCAAACUUUGCAACGAUUUAACGAGACAUUAUCAAGGAGGAAAAGGGGAAAUUUUAGCAUUGAUAAUCUUCUUAAACUGGCAUUAGAGAAAGAAUCGAGUUCUAAUAUCAUGAGUUAUGAUUUUGGUAUCAACCCAAAUAUUCUAUCUAUUGGUCCACCAGUUCCUCCAAAACAACCUCGAGUUUAUGCCUUAAAAGACCUCUUUGAACUAUUCAAAUUCUCUGCAAAGUCAUUUGAUGAUGUCAUACCUAAUGGGCCUAGUGAAUUCCCGAAAAGAGUUUAUGAUCCUAGAGAGGGAAAAGAGUAUGGACUUAGCUGGGCGACAAAUCCUCCAAACUACUUUUUUUUGAAAACUGAGGAACUCCAAAAUUAUGGAGUUAAAAUGGUUGAAUAUAUGGCUGAAUGGAAAAAUUAUGCCAGGAUCGUUUUAGAAUAUCAAACCAAUCGGUUCAAUUCCGAAGAAAAAGUCUUUUUUAAAUCCGAUGAUAAAAGUAAAGUUUUGACAGAACGGCUUGGUUCGACACAUUGUUCGGUUCAAUAUGUUGAGGCUCUUGAACAAGACAAAGUUGUUUAUAGGAUUUAUAGCGAUGCUGUUACUGCUCAUCAUGCUGCGUUAGAUAACUAUUCGCAGCUUCGUGCGUAUUUUUAA